AUGGCUGAGCAGUGCCCGUUGACGUGCAACAAAUGUACAUCUACCACGCCAGGAGCACCGCCACGUAAGUUUGUCAGUCUCGUAACUUAUAUGGAUUUAGCAGCUCCACCAUGCCAAGAUCUUGUUCAUCCAGUAACGGGCAUAUCUGAUUGCCCUCAACGUAAGCAUUUGUGUGAAAAUCCCCUCUACCGCCAAUUAAUGGCUGAGCAGUGUCCGUUGACGUGCAACAAAUGCAAUCCUACAACUAUCACGCCAGGACCAACGCCACGUAAGCUUGUAUAA
Strongylus vulgaris is the source of this 282-nucleotide messenger RNA. Lineage: Eukaryota; Metazoa; Nematoda; Chromadorea; Rhabditida; Strongylidae. The record is from the annotation of a GenBank genome assembly.